Molecule: messenger RNA, 1050 nt
Organism: Effrenium voratum
Lineage: Eukaryota; Dinophyceae; Suessiales; Symbiodiniaceae
Source: the annotation of a GenBank genome assembly
AUGCGUGUUGAGUCAGCGCCAGCCGGCGACCCCCAAGCUGUGCCCACCCACGGUGACCUGCGGCAGCUGCGGGAGUUGCGUGCCACCUUGCGGCGGGAGAGCCUCGAGCGGCGGCGACUGGAAGAGUGCCUGCAGCCGAUGCUUCGGCGCCUGGGUGACGUCGAGGCGGAAGCCGCGCGACUUGGCGGCGACUUGAGGGACACCGCCAUUCAGCGGGAGGAGCUGCAGCGCCAAAUCUCCGAGCGCCACCAGUCGGUGGCGAAGCUUCAGCAGAUGUGCCGCAAGGAGCAGGAGACGCGGCGCCGCCUGGACUCGGGCCUUCUGCUGUGCCGGAAGCAAAAGCAGGAGCUGGAGGAUCAGCAACUGAAGCGGCCAAAGGCACAGGAGGAUUCGGAUCUGCGCCUGGUACCCUCCUCUUCCCCGCCUUCCCUAUCUCACUUGGAGACUUCCAGCCCCUGCUCCUCCGCCGGCGCUGGUGCGGCAGCAUCGGAUGAAGAAGCCGCGCCGCCGAGUGAGGAGGGAGCCAGCGGCCUCGAGCCCUUGGAAGCGAUGCCGUUCGAGAAGGACGUGACUUCCGCAAGGGAGAAGGGCCAUAUCGAGCGGGACGGAGAGGCAAUGUGCAGGAAUGAAGAUGCGACCAAAGCACAAGAGGUGGCAAUUCCUUCGAUCUCGCAGAGGGAUCUUUCCGAGCUGAAGGCUCUCAAGAAGCCUCCAGUCCCGGUGCGAAUGCUUAUGGAAAUUUGCUGCAUGCUCUUUGGAAUACCACCAGAGAAGCAUCUGAAUAACGGUGCAAAGAAGUUUAUCUACGACUAUUGGGAACCUGCCCGGCGGUUCCUUUUGUCCGAUUCCUUCUUCCUGCCAAAGAUCCGUGCGCUGACGCCUUCUCAGGUUUCUGCUGCACAGCGGGCUAGGAUUCGGCGGUACUUCCAAGUCCCUGACUUCACUGCCGAGCGAGUGAGGAAUUGCUCGAAAGCAGCUCUGGAGCUUUACUGCUGGGUGCGCAGCCUUGUGACGUGCAAGUCACCGGCGAGCGAUGAGCAGAAAGCGUAA